AUGUAUUCAAUCAGAGUUAAUGAAAUAUGCAAAUUCGUAUUUACCUUGGUCUUAUUGUUCGGAGCAAAAUUGAGCAAUGCACAAAGCGGAGUGAUAAAUUUACCGUUCUCUUAUGCUUGGUACUUGUGCAGCUCUGCUCCAAUAGACGCUUUAUCAUAUACCGCUGUCGUGGUUGGCUCGAGUGCCACGACAUCAAGUUUUGGUACAAUUCAAAAAGUCAAUACCUUAAAUUUAGCGCCGAAUGGUGGAAUAGUUGCAUUCGUGAUGAAUGUCACGGAGCUAGCCGUAUUCUUGAAUCCGGAGUCAACUGAUUUUUACAGUUACGGUAGCAUCUCAUGCAUGUCACCGGUGGCCGCGUGCUCGUUUCCAGUUUCCAAGGUCGCCACGGAAAAAUAUUGUAUCGCGGUGGAGAACAUAAAUCCAUACCCGAUUACAGUGUCAAUUUCUAUAAAUUGGGCAUUUGGAACGCCGUCAACACCGCAAACCUUACCUCUAAUUACUUAUACUAGCACCUAUGUUUCCACUAUAGUCGUGUCAACAACCAUAACGACAACAGGAAAUUGCACCAAGUCUCAUGGAGAGCGGAGUCCAGUGAACACAAUUAAUUUGAUAUAUCCCACCAUUCUGACAUUUUUGAGUUUUAUUUAUAUGUUCUGUCGCUAA
This is a messenger RNA of Acaulospora morrowiae, 663 nucleotides long. The record is from the annotation of a GenBank genome assembly. Lineage: Eukaryota; Fungi; Glomeromycota; Glomeromycetes; Diversisporales; Acaulosporaceae.